Messenger RNA from Ambispora leptoticha, 741 nucleotides. The record is from the annotation of a GenBank genome assembly. Lineage: Eukaryota; Fungi; Glomeromycota; Glomeromycetes; Archaeosporales; Ambisporaceae.
AUGCCGGGAGAUAGAGAAACAUCAAUCUACAUAUCCGAUUACGUUAGGCCCGAAAAAUUGGAACAACGACGUAGCGUAGAUCCUGAAACGAUCUUGCCUCCACCACGAAGAAACUCGCAAACACGUCUCCGCUAUGUUCCGCCAAAAGUAGGGAACCCAACUCCGUUGGGUCUUUCUGCAUUUGCAUUGUCGGUGAUGGUGUUAUCAUUGUAUGAUUGUCAUGCAUUUGGUAUUCAUAUUCCUAACGCUGCUGUUGGUGUCUCGUUAUUUACUGGUGGCGUAGUACAAUUUGCCGCUGGUAUGUGGGAAUUCAAAGUUGGAAAUACAUUCGGCGGAACUGGUUUCAGCGCAUUUGGCGGUUUCUGGGCUUCAUUCGGUGUUUUGUAUCUUGACUCAUUUGGAAUUAAACAGGCUUUUCAAAGUACUGACGGCGAUCUAGAUGGUUAUUAUAACGCUUUGGGAGUUUACGGAGCUGCGUGGACCAUUUUCACAUUCAUCUUCACAAUAGCAUGUCUCCGCACAAACUUGGGCGUAUUGUCAGCAUUUGUAUUUUUGACUGGUGAUUUCGUAUUCUACACUAUUUUCCAAUUCUCUCAAGUCGCUAUUUUUGAAACUAUUUCCGGCGUACUUGGACUUAUUUGCAGCAUGAUAGUAUGGUACUGUUUCGCAGCUGUGCUUUGGACACCGGACCUAUCGCCAAUUAGUCUACCACUCUGGGAUUUGAGUAAAAAAGACCAAUAA